AUGUUGGACACCAUCGUCCCUGCCCUGCAGGACCUGGGCAGGCAAGUGCUGCCCACGCUGCCGUCGCUGAGCCAGGAGGAAGUCUCUCUUAUUUGGGGCAAUGUUUCAGAAUUUGUGGAACGACAGUUAGCCCUUCACAAGGGUGUUCAGAUUCCAGGAUUUGGAACAUUCACUUUCAUGAGACAAAAGCUUGAGAUUGGAAACAACAAGUUUAUUCUAAUCCAGAGGCCCAUAUUCAUCAUGGCAGAGAAGUUAGUCCAGACGCAUGGACUCAAACAAAACAAGAGGCCUGGCACUAUGGACUCAGUGUUGUCCAGCAGAGAGGCUGUUGGGAAGCGGCCCAGCAGUGCACUUGCGUUUCCAAGGAUUGAGUUCAAGGAGACAGAGAAUAAACCACCUCUGGAGACGAUUGCAGAAGAAGGUGGAGAGAAUAGACAAAGGAAGUACAAGUUGAAAGACCAGUCAGACAAAGAAGGUGCCAGAGAGGCCUCUUUGUCCAAGAGACUUCGAGAUAGACAAGCUAUCCCCCCUGCCAAAGUGACAAAUGUCAGCUUGCUGGACAAGUCUGAGCCAAAUGGAGGUGGUGGGAAGAACAUAAAUCCUGAAAGUUUAUCUGCUCCAGAUUAUCUGAAAAAUGACACUGAAACAAAGCUCAGAAUAUCUCCAGCUUCUGAUUGCCAGGAUCAUAAUAAGGCAGGACAGGAAAUGUGCUAUGUGUGUUUGCAACGAGCACAGCGAAGUUCCCAGUUGUACUCCAGUGAGGAGAGGAAGAGGAGAGAGAUGCAAGAUGAGCAACUCAUACAGCAGUAUCAAAUGUUGAAAGAUCAAGAGGCUCUCUUCAAACACCAGAUGAAAAGUCUGGCCACUAGAGAACAGAAUCAGAAAAAUGCUGCCUAUAAUCUUGGAGUUGCUGAAGCUAUUAGGAGGCACAAGAAUGAGAAACCUGAAUUUUAUAAAUCCUUCCUAUUUGACAAACGACCACUCAGCACUGAGCUUAAUGCUGUUAGGCAAGAGGAAUAUUCCCAGAGUCUCCUGAAACAAAUGGAUAACAGACGGGAAAAGGAAAUAAAGCAAAGACAAAACAGAGAGUUGAUGGACCGCCUGGAACAAGUGCAACUCACAGAGGAACUUGCUGCGCAAAGAGCCAAAUAUUUAAAAGAUAAGAUGGAGGAAACCCAGUGUUACAAGAGGGCUUUGGAUGCACAGAUAAAGAACAAGCCCAACCAGCUGCCUGUGUUUGAACCAGACUCCUCUGAGCCCAUCUUUGGGAAGAAUGAGCAUGAAUUGAUGGCAGAAAAGAGAAAGCGAGAACAGAAUUAUAUGAAACACCAGCUGGAGGCAGCUGCUAACAACAAGAGGAAAGCCAUCCUCCACCAGCUGGUGGAUCAGAGGCGGGAUCUGCAGAUGCUUCAGAGGACACAGAGAGAGCAUUUGGCAGACAGAACUGCUGAGCUGGAGCAAGUGAGCAGAAUCAACCAGCGCUUGCAGGAGGACUGGGAACACAGUACCGAGAUGAAGAAGCAGCGGGACCUGGAGGAGAAGGCUUUUGAGCGGGCUUCUGACAAGCUAUUCCUCCUGGACCAGUGCCAGAAGUACCGGCGCUGCAAGCAGUGCCAGAGGCGCACCUCCAAUGUGGGCGAGAGCAACCUGUGGCCCCUGAACAAGUUCCUGCAUGGUUCCCGCUUGCUUGUGUAA
Molecule: messenger RNA, 1695 nt
Organism: Lepus europaeus (European hare)
Lineage: Eukaryota; Metazoa; Chordata; Mammalia; Lagomorpha; Leporidae
Gene: CCDC81
Product: coiled-coil domain containing 81
Exons: 14
Coding region: 1-1695 (564 amino acids)
Cellular component (GO): centrosome
Molecular function (GO): DNA binding
Source: RefSeq, a predicted model, not a curated record